CAGGACAGCUGAUAACAUCAUUAUUUAUCUUCAAUGACAACAAGUUGGGGACAUAUCUCGACUAAACGUGGACAGAGACGGAUUGUAAAACCAGCAGUGUUAUUCCACAGUGUGGCCAUUAAACUUCAUAGGAAGUCAACAAAACCUAUCGGCCUCAAUAUUAUUUGCAACACUUCUGAGAGUGUGGUUUGGACUGUAAUUAUUGCCAUCUCCUUUUGCCAAUUGAUAUAAACUACGAGGCGUCUCUUGACAAUGUCUGGCUCACAGAUGAAACAAAAUGGUGAACAUGUUCCAAAGGAAGUAACCGCUAUUCUGGAUGCAUUACAUCUAACAGACGAAGUUCAGCAUGAACUCAUAGCAGUUUGCCAGCGCUCUUUUGAUUUAGGACUACAGCCAGAGACACACGAAGACGCAGCGGUCAAGAUGCUCAUAUCUCAUGUGCGAUUAAUGCCCAAUGGCACAGAGAGGGGUAACUAUUUAGCCCUGGACAUGGGAGGAACUAAUUUCCGUGUCUUGCUGACCAAAUUCACUGGUGAAGGUAUAGAGGUUGCUGCAGUUGAGAAGUAUCACCUACCGCAUGACGUCAGAACUGGAACUUCAGAUCAGUUUUUCGACUACAUUGCAGACAAGCUGGAUCACUUUAUUAAGACGCACUUUGCCAAAUGUGAAUCUGUGACCUUCCCACUGAGUUUUACGUUUUCUUUUCCCAUGGAGCAACGCCGAUUGGAUUCAGCCGAUUUGCUGAUCUGGACCAAGGAUUUUGCCGUAGAUGGCGUCGUUGGGAAAGACGUAGUUGCACUACUACAGAAGGCAAUAGCUAAAAAGAGCCUGAAGCUUCGCACUGUUGCUCUGUUAAAUGAUACAGUUGGAGUCCUUAUGGCUGGGGCGUACUAUGACAAUGACUGUAAGAUUGGCCUUAUUGUAGGAACCGGUUACAAUGCAGCAUACGUCGCGCCAUUGAGUGAAGUGACAAGGUGGACAGGGGACAAUGACGAACCACAACAAGUCGUCAUUGAUACCGAGUGUGGUGCCUUUGGUGACGAUGGCUCCCUCGACUUCAUGAGGGCAGAGUUUGAUUUCGACCUGGACAGCCAGACUUUAAAUAAGAGAAACCAAAUAUACGAGAAGAUGUUUUCCGGCAAGUACAUGGGAGAAGUUGCACGUCUCAUUCUAAUUAAACUAGCUCAACAAGGGGUUUUAUUUGAAGGCAAGGUACCAGACACAUUGCAACAACAAUGGGUAUUCACAACGUUAUUCGUCUCGGAAAUCGUGGAAGGGGAUUCUGGUGUUCAGCAUUCUCAAUCUCAGCGUAUUCUAAAAUCCAUGGGCGUUGACAAUCCGUCUACAGUUGACUGCAAACUCGUGUACAAAAUCUGCUGCAAACUUACCGAACGCGGCGCCAUUUUGGUUGCCGCAGCCAUUGCUGCCCUGCUGAUCCGCGUCAAGAAGAGUCCCGUCUGCGGUAUCGGCGUGGACGGCAGUUUGUUUAACGAGUUCCCGACAUUCCGGAACACGAUGGUAAAGAAAUUGGAGGAGCUGUCGCCGGAGUACAAAGCGAGAUUUCUGGCGGUUGACGAUGGCAGUGGGAUCGGCGCAGCUGUUGUGGCUGCGACCGUUAGCAGGCAGAGCAACAAGUAAAUGUAUAACAAACAUAAACGUCUACAAGUAAUUGAAAUUAAACAUUUCAUGUAAACUAAAAAGGGCCCAAUUUCAACGAGUUGCAAUAAUCACUAAGUAUUAUUUAAGCAAUUUUACCUGAUUAGUACUAUAGGUUACCAGUCAUGAACAUUACAUGGCAUUUUCGCUGGUUUCCCUCUUCUUGGCGGUUAAGCGGUUAUAUCCAGUUAUAUAAGCUUAUACAACGUAUUCAUCAGUUGAACUCAGUUGAGUUCCCGACGUUCAGGAACAUUUAAGAAGUUGACCGAGCUGUCGCCGGAGUACAAGGCGAGAUUCAUGGCGGUUGACGAUGACAGUGAUGGGAUAGGUACAGCUGUGGUGGCGGCCACAGUUUGGGCGGCCACAGUUUG
Molecule: messenger RNA, 2027 nt
Organism: Asterias rubens (European starfish)
Lineage: Eukaryota; Metazoa; Echinodermata; Asteroidea; Forcipulatida; Asteriidae
Product: hexokinase-2-like
Exons: 10
Coding region: 253-1638 (461 amino acids)
Biological process (GO): glucose 6-phosphate metabolic process; glycolytic process; intracellular glucose homeostasis
Cellular component (GO): mitochondrion; cytosol
Molecular function (GO): D-glucose binding; fructokinase activity; mannokinase activity
Source: RefSeq, a predicted model, not a curated record